Carassius carassius (crucian carp) is the source of this 3650-nucleotide messenger RNA. Its product is annotated as CCR4-NOT transcription complex subunit 4-like. Gene Ontology annotation, biological process: protein ubiquitination. The transcript is spliced from 13 exons. NCBI's taxonomy places the organism in Eukaryota, Metazoa, Chordata, Actinopteri, Cypriniformes, Cyprinidae. The coding region runs from base 145 to 2460 and encodes 771 amino acids. Gene Ontology annotation, cellular component: CCR4-NOT complex. The record is from RefSeq and is a predicted model, not a curated record. Gene Ontology annotation, molecular function: metal ion binding; ubiquitin-protein transferase activity; RNA binding.
GUGUUUUGUGCCGCACGUCAGAUGAAGUCUGUCCCAGCUGUGGAAACACCUCACCGGCUUUCAGCUUGACUGACGCGCCGCUAGACAUAUACAAUCCCUUCGGCCGACCUGCCAGAGUCUCUCCCGAGCUUGCUGUACGAUAGGAUGUCCUGCAGUCCCGAGCUGAAAGAAGACCCCAUGGAGUGCCCACUGUGCAUGGAACCGCUGGAGAUCGACGACGUCAACUUCUUCCCCUGCACCUGCGGCUACCAGAUCUGCCGCUUCUGCUGGCACCGCAUCCGCACAGACGAGAAUGGCCUCUGCCCUGCUUGCAGAAAGCCUUACCCGGAGGAUCCAGCAGUAUACAAACCACUGUCACAAGAGGAGAUCCAGAGGAUAAAGAACGAGAAGAAGCAGAAGCAGAAUGAAAAGAAGCAGAAGGUGACGGAGAACCGCAAGCACCUGGCCAGUGUCCGUGUGGUGCAGCGCAACCUCGUGUUCGUCGUGGGACUUUCUCAAAGACUUGCGGAUGCAGAGGUUCUAAAGCGCCCGGAAUAUUUCGGAAAGUUCGGCAAAAUCCAUAAAGUGGUCAUCAAUAAUAGCACAUCGUAUGCAGGUUCACAGGGUCCUAGUGCCAGUGCCUAUGUAACUUACAUUCGUUCAGAGGACGCCCUUAGAGCAAUACAGUGUGUGAACAAUGUUAUAGUGGAUGGUAGAACACUCAAAGCUUCUUUAGGUACAACAAAGUACUGCAGUUAUUUUCUCAAAAACAUGCAGUGUCCUAAGCCGGACUGCAUGUAUUUACACGAACUGGGGGAUGAAGCGGCUAGUUUCACAAAAGAAGAAAUGCAGGCUGGGAAACAUCAAGAGUAUGAACAAAAAUUACUCCAAGACCUUUACAAAUCGAACCCCAACUUUUUACAAACCUCAGCAUGUGGAGAGAAGUCGAAGAGCAAACCCAAUUCCACUCAGAGACCCAGUAGUACCAGUAAAGAAGGGUGGCCCUCAUUACAGAACUAUGGGAAAAUGGUUAAUGGUUUAACCACAGAGCAUCGCAAGUCCCCUUCUCUUUUAGACUGCCUAACAGACACAGACCACAUGACUCCAGAAGAACCAGACCCUGAACAGGGAACAGAACAGAACACAGGCCUUCCACCUUUCCCAUCAGCCUUAGAGCCUACCAGUCCAAUUGGCAAAAAUUCAGAAUCUAUAAAUCUAGGAAAUGGGGAAACUAUAUCACAGACAUCCAGUAGCGAUUCCCCUUCUCCUCCACCUGGCCUUACUAAACCCAGCCUCGUUGUGCCUAUCAGCGUGGCCGAACUCACAGCACGCUCGCCCUUCGAGGGGGCGGCGACAGAGUCUCAGUCUCUUUUCUCAGACAACAGCAAUUUCAGACAUCCCAACCCCAUCCCCUGCGGCCUGCCCCCCUUCUCCAGUUCACCACAGGGAGCCUCUGACUGGCCCAUGACUCCAGAACCACAGAGCCUUUUCACCUCAGACACUAUCCCAGUGUCGUCCUCUACUGAUUGGCAGGCGGCCUUCGGUUUUGGCUCUUCAGCCAAGCAGCAGCAGCAGGACGAUGACCUCGGCUUCGACCCAUUUGACGUCACACGGAAGGCCCUGGCCGACCUCAUAGAGAAAGAGCUGUCAGUCCAGGAGCAUUCCCCCCUCUCUCCCAAUCCCUCUUCCCACCAGACCAGCCUCCCCAAUGGCCAACAGCGCCUUCCCCACCUCCAGCACAGAGGCCUCUAUAACUCCUUCAGCCUGCCCCAACACAUGGCCGCACGCCACCCCUGGAUGGGCCUCCCCACCCGCAAUAACCUCACACACUUGAACCACACGGCCUCAGCUGCGCACAGCCAUUUCUUAGACCUGAGCAUGCCGGCCCAGCACCACAGCACCGGCCUGGGGGGGAUUCCUAUAUCAGAAAACAAUAGCUCUGUAGAAAAUAUAAAUGUGAAAGAGUGGCAGGAUGGACUGCGAGCACUCCUACCAAAUAUCAACAUCAACUUUGGAGGCCUCCCGAACUCUACCUCUUCCUCAUCUUCUUCCUCCACUUCCAGUGUGAACCACAUUGGGGUGCCAGUAGGCUCGACUGGAAUCUCACACAGCCUUAGCUGGGACAGUACGGCCAGUUGGAUAGAUCCCGCCAUCAUCACAGGUAUCCCAGCAUCCACAGGCAACAGUUUGGACUGUCUCCAGGAUGACAAUCCGCCACACUGGCUCAAGUCCCUGCAGGCACUCACAGAGAUGGACGGACCGCCCAGCUCCAGUCCACUCAUACAGCCCCCGCACACCGGCCUCCUGGACGCUGCGGCCCAACUCUCCUUACACAGAGCCGCCUGGGCCCCUUACCUCCCUCCUCCCACACUAACCCCAAGUCAGUUCCACUCCCCACCUCCAGGCUUUCAGACAGCCUUCAGACCCCCAGCGCAGACGGCCACAGACAUCCUACAGAGUGCCGGCAUUGACCGUCACUAAAGACAACCCUUUCUCAAUUAAACUGCAUCACAAAUAUGAAACUGCAAAUAUACCCCUUCCAUUAAUAACAUAACAUAAGCUCUUGUCUUUCUACCCUUUCACUCUCCAUCCCUUUCCCAACAGGAUUUUUUUUGUCUGUUGUCAGAUUUUUUUUAAAAGGCACACAUACAUCUCUGUGUGAUGAGCACCAUCAGUGUAGGGUAAUGAUUGGGACAGACACUGAGGGUCCUAACACAUUUACACGCAAACACCUUCACAUAUGAUUCUGGUUAAAAAUAAAAGUGUCUGAUACUGAAAUGUGCAGAGGAAACCAUGAGCACUGAUGUGUGCAUGUGACUAACAACGGCUAAGCGGAAUGUUCUUAAACAAAUAACAUGUCUGUUUUGCGUCACUCUAUCCAAGGUACAGACUGUAAUUUAAUACUGUGAAUCUUUACAAUUCCUAUAAGUUAGGUCUCACUACCAUUUGAAGGAAAUGGAUUAUAAGAUACAUCGAUGUAAUGCUCUUGACUUCUUACACGUUUAAUGUUUACGAAGCCAGAGCUGAGAUGUUUGAGUGCAUUUGUAGAAUCCAAAUCCUGGUUCUCAUUAGAAGGUACUCCAUUAAUCACAGAGUAGUACCUUCUCUAAUCUUAAACUGGGACCCAUUUUGGAUUCAAGGGUUUGCCUAAGCAUCUUUGGUCAAGCAUUUUAGUGUGAGACCUGACAUGCCACUACACAUUGUCUACAGUAACUUUAUUCCCAUGAAGGGAAGCGAGAAAGACCACUGUGGAACUGUAUAUUGGCUUGACUAUAGAAUAAGCCAUUCAUACAAGGUAUGAAUCAGGAAUCAAGUCUGGAACCUUUGAAAGGAUGGUGAUGGUAACAAAGGAGACAUGUCAAGACAUGAUUGCAAAUAAAAUGAGUGUUGAAUGCUUGAAGAUUGAAGCUUGAAGGCACACACACUAACAUGCCACCAUUCCAAGGCCUUCAAAUGAUUUCUACUCUCAUCUGUGUGGCCAUACUAAACAGUAUUUAUCAAAUGCAAUCACUCAUUCUUUCAGGAUAAAAAAAAAUCAAUGUAGUUCAACAUUUGGGUUUAACAUGCUGCUGUGAUCAUUUAAUACAAAAUAAAGCGCUAAAAGAGAAGAAUUGACCCCUUUUCUGCUGGUCUGGAACAGUGAAAUCUUAAAUAAAAAUGAGUAUUCAUUG